Exophiala viscosa is the source of this 1569-nucleotide messenger RNA. RefSeq names its product brix-domain ribosomal biogenesis protein. Gene Ontology annotation, biological process: maturation of 5.8S rRNA; maturation of LSU-rRNA. Gene Ontology annotation, molecular function: rRNA primary transcript binding. Gene Ontology annotation, cellular component: nucleolus; preribosome, large subunit precursor. Bases 115 to 1434 code for a protein of 439 amino acids. The record is from RefSeq and is a predicted model, not a curated record. The transcript has a single exon. Lineage: Eukaryota; Fungi; Ascomycota; Eurotiomycetes; Chaetothyriales; Herpotrichiellaceae.
CAAAAGAACAUCCCACCACACCACGUCGAGAUCAGAGUGAUUGAACGUGUGAGACCAUCGUCGUCCUAAUUUAUCCGGAUGCGCUAAUCGAGCAAACGUCAAGAGCCUCCCAAGAUGCCCUCCAGAGGCACAAAGAUCUCAGACAAGGCCGCCCUCCCCUUCAAGACUUCGAACAAACUAAGGCGGCAAGACCUGCACGUCAAGCAGAAACGAGCACGGGAUGCAUUAAGGCGAGCAGAGCGCUUUGGGCGCAAAAAGGAGGAGGAAAAGGAUCCCAAACUCCGACAAGAGCGAUUACGGCGCAACGUGCCCAUCACCAUAGACAAAAAGCGAGUCUACGAUGAAGUACAGGAAGAACCCGAGAGCGGUGGUCUAGGCCUGGCCUACGACGUGGAAAGGUUAAAGAGAAGGAAACUGGCAGAAGAGCAGGAACUCGUUGUCGACGCAAACGACGAGCAAGACGGUACCGACGAGGCGGAUGACGACGAAGACCACGACUCAAUGCUGGAGGACAGCGACGAGGAAGAAAAGGACGAUAAUGACCUGGAGAAUCUCGAACCAGACGACCUCGACGAAGACCCUCUUCCCUCCAAAACACAACUAUCCUCUUCCACGACACGAAUACAAGAUCGUGCAGCCUCACCAACUCGAUCAACAACCUCAACGAACCUCUCCCUCGCCCCAGCAGCCCUCGCCGCCAAAUUUCCAUCGCUGUUUCUCGCGGCGAAUGCACCUCUGCCUCCAUCGCCGAGAAUCCUGAUAACAACGUCCAUCAACUCGACGCUGCACACUGAAGCCGCCAUUCUGACCUCUUUAUUCCCCAAUUCAAAGUACAUCCGCCGCUCGUCUCAUCGAUACGGCUACAAAUUCUCCGUCCGCGAAAUCUCCUCCUUCGCCACGAACCAGGGGUAUACCGCGGUCAUCGUACUCGAAGAAGACCAGAAACGACCCUCGGGCAUGACAAUAGUCCACUUACCCAUCGGCCCGACAUUCCACUUCUCCAUAUCAAACUGGUACACGAGCAAAUCGAUCCCCGGUCACGGGCGAUCGACGGACCACAUCCCCGAGCUGAUCCUGAACAAUUUCACCACCCCUCUAGGUCUGUUGACGGCGCAUUUGUUUCGGUCUCUCUUCCCCGCGACACCAGACUUGCAGGGCCGUCAGGUUCUCACGCUGCACAAUCAGCGCGACUACAUCUUCCUGCGCCGCCAUCGGUACAUUUUCCGCGACAAGCGUGCGACGGAGAAGUCGGUGGUUGGACCCGAUGGGAAGGAAGUCAAAGGCGUGGAGGAUAUCAGGGCUGGACUACAGGAACUCGGCCCGCGCUUGACAUUGAAGCUAAGGCGUGUGGACAAGGGGAUCCAGCGCCGCAGUGGGCAGGACUGGGAAUGGAAGGCAAGGAUGGAGAAGAAGAGGACUCUGUUCCAGCUCUAGAUGCUCCCAAGGCGAGUUGCGUUCGAGAGCAAGGAGAGAAAGAUAUGGGUUUGGAGUUGACCUGUUCAAAGAGCGUUUGCGUAGCUCAUUCAUGACAAUCUAUGAUAUGAAUACAGGCGACAUUGAGUCGCGCCC